This is a messenger RNA of Caenorhabditis sp. 36 PRJEB53466, 2885 nucleotides long. NCBI's taxonomy places the organism in Eukaryota, Metazoa, Nematoda, Chromadorea, Rhabditida, Rhabditidae. The record is from the annotation of a GenBank genome assembly.
AUGACUGACACCGGAUCCCCAACCGCCCCACCAGUUUCGGCAUCUUCCUCGACAACUCCAGCUGUCCGUCGUGGACUCGUCAAGUCUGUCCUUUCCGGAGAUGCCAUUAUCCUACAAGGAAGCCCUCAGUCUGGCCCACCACCAGAGUGGACUGUCUAUCUGAGCAACGUGACGGCUCCAAGACUCGGCCGCCGUCCAACUGAUUCAUCUCCAGCCACUCCAGAUGAGCCAUAUGCUUGGGAAGCUCGCGAAUUCCUUCGCAAGAAGCUUGUUGGACAUCUCGUCACUUUUGUUCGAGAUUUCACUGCCACCUCUGGACGUGAUCACGGACGUAUUUACCUCGGAGGUACGAGCCCAGCCGAUGCUCAAAACGUCGCCGAGGAGGCCGUGUCUGCCGGUCUCCUCGAAGUUCGUCAAGGAAAGGUCACAGAGUGAGUUAUCGACUGUAAGCUGUCUGACAUUUCUUUUUUUGUUUUUAGUGACUACACUACAAAGCUUCUGGAACUGCAAGAUCAGGCAAAGUCAGCUGGACGCGGAAAGUGGAGUUCUACAGCUGGAACCAUCCGUGAAAUUCGAUGGGCGAUUGAUAGCCCACGAGAGCUGGUCGACAAGUACAACCAGAAGCCAGUUGACGCCGUCAUCGAAAUGGUUCGCGAUGGAACGACAGUCCGCGCCUUCCUCCUGCCGAACUUCGAGUACAUCACCCUUCAGCUUUCGGGAGUUCGUGCCCCAUCAACCAAAAACCCGAACUCUAUCGAUUCUCGAGCAGAGCCGUUCUCUGAGGAAGCCAAGUUUUUCACUGAGGCUCGUCUUCUUCAGCGUGACGUGCAAAUCGUCCUUGAGUCGACUUCCAAUCAGAACUUUGUUGGAUCUAUCCUCCACCCGAAAGGAAACAUCGCCGAGUCUCUUGUUCGCGAAGGAUACGCCAAAUGUGUUGACUGGAGCAUCGGAUUGUGCACUGGAGGAUCAGAAGUACUUCGAAAAGCGGAGAAAAUCGCGAAGGAGAAGAGACUCCGUCUCUGGAAGAGCUAUCAACCAACGACUACUGGAGUUUCCGGAGAUCGUAAGACCUUCACCGCUAAAGUCACGGAAGUCGUUCUUUCGGACGCUCUUGUUGUGCAGAAGGACGAUGGAUCCGAGGUGAAAGUGUAUCUUUCUUCUAUCAGACUUCCGAGAGAGACGGGAGAAGAUAAGACGCCAGCCGUUGGCCGUCAAUUCCGCCCACUCUACGACAUCCCAUUCAUGUUCCAAGCUCGUGAAUUUCUCCGCAAGCGCAUCCUCGGAAAGAAAGUUCAAGUGCAGAUUGACUACAUCCAGCCGAGAUCGGAGAGCUUCCCGGAAAAGACUUGCGCCACUGUCAAGAUCGGAGACCUGAACAUUGCCGAAGGACUCGUUAGCCGUGGGCUCAGCAAGGUUGUUCGUCAUCGUUCUGACGACGAGAAUCGCUCGUCGGAGUAUGAUGUUCUUUUGGCUGCUGAAGCCAACGCCGAGAAAGGAAAGAAGGGAUUGUUCGCUGACAAGUCUACCGAGAAGAAGGACACCCUCCGCAUCCAGGAAAUCACCGGUGACGCUACCAAGUCCAAGCAGUUCCUGCCAUAUCUUCAAAAAGGAGGAAGGUACGAAAAUAAGAAGCACAUUUUCAAUGUUCUAGUUAAUCAUUUUCAGAGCCGAAGGGGUUGUCGAAUUUAUUUCUGGAGGAUCCCGUCUCCGCAUCUAUAUUCCAAAGGAAACUGUUCUCAUUACCUUCUUGCUCGGAGGAAUCAACUGCCCGAAGGGAGCCCGUGUCGGACCAGGAGGAGUUGUUCAAGGAGCACCAGAACCAUUCGCCGAUGAGGCUGCCGCUUUCACCCGCAAAUUCGUUCUUCAGCACGAAGUGCAGCUCGAAGUUGAGAGCACCGACAAGAACGGAAACUUUGUCGGAUACCUCUUUGUUUCUCCAGACGGAAACACUUCGAGAGGAAUCAAUUUGAGCGAGGCUCUCGUCGAACAGGGACUUGCUUCUCUUCACUUCACCGCCGAGCGCAGUGGACACUACAAUGGUCUUCUCGCCGCGGAGAACAAGGCAAAGAAAGCCAAGAAGAACAUCUGGGCCAACUUUGUUGAGGAGCAGCAUCAAGAAGAGGUUGAAGUUCAACAAGCCGACACCUCCGAGCGGAAGCAGAACUUACGCCAAGUCGCAGUCACUGACAUUGCUCCAGGAGCGCUUCGCUUCUCCGCCCAGAACAUCGAGGACGGAGCCAAGAUUGAGAAGAUGACCGCCGACUUGAGACAAGUGCUCUCUGAAAACCCACCACUCGCCGGAUCCUACGCUCCGAAGCGAGGAGACCUUUGCGUCGCCAAGUUCUCUCAGGACGGCCUGUGGUACCGUGCCAAGGUUGAGAGCAUUCGUGCCGGACAAGCUGAAAUCGUUUAUAUCGAUUACGGAAAUCGCGAAACUCUUGAAGCCGCCAAGCUCGCUCAAAUGCCAGCAGGUUUCGCCAGUACUCCAGCUGGAGUCAAGGAGUACAACCUGGCUCUCACUAAGCUUCCCAACGAGGACUACGUGCAACUCACUUUGGAUGCUUUUGCCCAUUACUUGUUCGGACACUCGUCUGUUUUCAUCAACACCGAGUACAAGGUCGGAACUGCUGAAUACGUGACGGUAAGCAGCAUACACACCAGUCGGCAUUUUCUGAAUAUAAUUUUUUCAGGUCUACUAUGACAACGGAACGAAGAAGGUCGACAUUGGAAAGGCGCUCAUCAGCGAAGGACUGGCCUUGACCGACCCUCGUCGUGAGCCACGUCUUCAAGCGCUCGUUUCUGAAUACAAGUCAUCCGAAGAAGUUGCCCGCAAAUCGAGAAAGAAUAUCUGGGAGUACGGAGAUUUCACCGGAAACGAGAUCUAA